UUUGAGCCUUCAGGGACAUUUCUACAUUUGGGCUGCUCAGGUUUUGAGACCAAUUUGCCGGCCCGAUCUGCUCCGAAUCGAGGCGGCAACGGCCAACGAGGCACUUGCGGACUGCAAUAAAAAAAAAAACAAAAAUCUAAUCAAACGGCCGGUAGAAAAUGGAAAAAGCCGCCGUAGAAAAAAAAUCACAAAUGCUACCCGAACUUAUCUUCUCUUACAAUUCCAACCCUCUGCGGCUCUGUCUCUGGUCAAAACGCCGGCCAUUCAAUCAAUGUGAGGAUUAUAACAAACGGAGCGCGGACGGACACGAUUCCGUGGUUGGAGCCAGAAGUUAAACCGUACAAGACGACGGAAAUCAUCAAUUCCGCCAACUCCGAUUCUCCACGCCGUUUCCAAUUUCGUCCUCUCGCCGGAACGAAGAGGAGAGGGGAGACUAACUAAGUGCAGCUGCGAUGAUGAUGAGCCUCGUUUCCACCGGCGGCCACUCCCUGGCUUCGGGGCCGCUCCCUAACUUCAGGACGAAGCCACCGCAGCGCCGGAGACCUGCGCUGCCUUAUCUGAAGACCCCGCGCGCCGCCAUCGUGGAGUCGAGGCCGGUGAGAGUAGCGCCUGCGACAAGGGAUAACGGUAGCGGCGGGCUGGUCCUCGUUUCAGCCGGAGCCGCCGGAGGAGUAGGAGGAGGAGGUAGUCGAGCUGAGGAUAUGCAGGCGGAAGCUAGAGCCAUGGCUCGUGCAGUUGAUGCUCCGGUUUUCAAUCCUGAGCUUAUUGCUAGCAAGUAUGGCCGGAGACCUAUCGAGGUUGUGAGGAGGAUGCUGGAGAUUUUGACAGCGAUAGGUUCGUUUGGGUUGAAGCUGUGGUUGGACGAGAGAAACGGAGUGUUCGAUCAGAAUAAGAAAGUCCGGGCGACGGAGCUUAGGCAGAUUUUCACUCGAUUGGGGCCGACUUUCGUCAAAUUAGGGCAAGGACUCUCCACCAGGCCUGAUAUCUGCCCUCCCGAGUUUCUGGAGGAGCUCUCCGAGCUUCAGGACGACCUGCCCACAUUCCCUGAUGAGGAAGCAUUUGCCUGCAUCGAGAGGGAGUUGGGGGUGUCUCUCGACUCCAUUUACUCAACGAUUACGCCCUCUCCUGUUGCAGCUGCGAGUCUCGGCCAAGUAUACAAAGCUAAGCUCAAGAACUCUGGACAAACUGUUGCUGUAAAGGUCCAACGCCCCGGAAUCGAGAAGGCUAUUGGCCUUGAUUUCUACCUCAUAAGGGGGCUUGGCGGAUUGAUCAACAAAUACGUUGAUUUCAUCACCAGUGAUGUUGUUGCUCUGAUUGAUGAAUUUGUAUUCAGAGUGUAUCAGGAGCUCAACUAUGUCCAGGAGGGGCAAAAUGCAAGGAGAUUUAAGAAGUUGUAUGCUGACAAGGAAGAUAUAAUGGUUCCUGAUAUUUUCUGGGAGUACACAAGUGGCAAAGUUUUGACAAUGGAAUGGGUAGAGGGUGUUAAGUUGAAUCAACAAGAGGCUAUAGAGGGUCAAGGGUUGAAGGUUCUCGAUCUUGUGAACACGGGCAUACAGUGCAGCCUCAGGCAGCUCCUUGAAUAUGGAUAUUUCCAUGCAGACCCUCAUCCUGGUAAUCUGUUGGCAACACCAGAGGGAAAGCUUGCUUUUCUUGAUUUUGGUAUGAUGAGUGAGACACCAGAAGAGGCAAGGUUUGCUAUAAUUGGUCACGUGGUACACCUGGUUAACAGAGAUUAUGAAGCUAUGGCUCAGGAUUAUUACGCUCUCAAAUUCCUCUCUCCAGAUGUCGAUGUUACCCCGAUUGUUCCAGCAUUGCAGAAUUUCUUUGAUGAUGCACUCAAUUAUACCGUCAGUGAACUCAACUUCAAAACCCUAGUGGAUGGACUGGGAGCUGUUUUCUAUCAGUACCCAUUUAAUGUUCCAGCAUACUAUGCAUUGAUAUUGAGAUCCCUCACUGUGCUCGAAGGAUUGGCCCUUUAUGCUGAUCCUAAUUUCAAGGUUCUGGCUGCUUCAUACCCUUAUUUCGCAAAAAGGCUUCUCACUGACCCGAACCCAUAUCUAAGAGAUGCUCUUGUUGAGCUGCUUUUUAAAGAUGGGAGGUUCAGGCACGUCUCUCACACUCUCUCUCUCUGUGUCUGCUUCCUUUGAUUCCUUGGGAUGCUUGGAUGGUUCAAUAUUCUCUAACUUGUGUUGCAGAUGGGCGCGACUUGAAAAUCUACUUGAACAAGGAAGCAAAGACCGAGAUUUUUCAGCAAAAGAUGCUUUACAGCCCGUUUUGAAACUACUGUUGGCCCCAGAUGGUGAAGAGUUGAGAAGAUUGGUUGUGAAGGAAGCUGUAUACGUAUCAGAAGCCGUAGUUUUGACCUCAGUUGUUGAUACUUACAACUCCAUACCCACUGUCUUAAGACCUCCAAUCCUGAAUGGGAAUGGAAGAGGGCCUCUCCCGAUGACUGAUGCUGAAGUGCUAAGAAUUAGGGAGUUCAGAGACCUAGUUGUCAGAGUAUGGGGACUUUUACAAACCUCUGAAGAUUUCGACCCAGCCCUUUUGCAACCUAUAUUGCAGGUCCUUCAACAGCCCGAGGCACGCAGUCUUGGUGGACGUGUCAUUGGUGGAGUAACUCAACGCCUUGCAGCACGAUUGUUGCAGCAAGUGCUUCGGACGCCACCACCUGUUCCAACCUCAUAGGCGAUUUCUGAUCUUGGUUUCAGGUAAGAAAGAUUCAUGUAAACUUGUACACUACUGAAAAGAAGGGGUGGGUAAAGGGUGAAAAUUUGAGAUGCUGAUUGGAUGCUCUCGCCAAUUGUUUCUCACAAUCAUGUAUAAUAGACAAACUUCCAAUACUCAUAAUUCAAUUCGAAUCCAGCACAUUGACAGGCAGUAGACGAUCUUGUGUUGGGGAAAUCGAACACAACUGUGUAUAUAUUUUACCAUCUUGUUGAACUCUCGAGUG
Molecule: messenger RNA, 2950 nt
Organism: Linum tenue
Lineage: Eukaryota; Viridiplantae; Streptophyta; Magnoliopsida; Malpighiales; Linaceae
Source: the annotation of a GenBank genome assembly